Molecule: messenger RNA, 2570 nt
Organism: Morus notabilis
Lineage: Eukaryota; Viridiplantae; Streptophyta; Magnoliopsida; Rosales; Moraceae
Product: probable LRR receptor-like serine/threonine-protein kinase At1g63430
Exons: 13
Coding region: 432-2411 (659 amino acids)
Biological process (GO): protein phosphorylation
Molecular function (GO): protein kinase activity; protein binding; ATP binding
Source: RefSeq, a predicted model, not a curated record
UAUUUCAAAAUCUUUGUUGUUUUGGCUCGUCUUUUUACUAGUUAGCAAACCUGUCUUUGAAUCCAAGUUUUCAUCUAAAUUCUGGGCAUCUAUCAACGUCCAAAACCUUGGUCUUUUUUUGUGUCCGUUUCUCUUUCUUCACUGAAUCUUGGGUUUUCAAAACUAUGUAGUUCUCUGCGUUUUUUCUUUUGUUUUUCUUCAUCUUUCACAAAACCAACCAGAUUCUUAGCUCUAGAUUACAGUAUUAGAAGGAUCUUGAACUGGGUUUUUGUUUGUUUGCUUGUUUGUUUGUUAUUCUCGCAUAAAAGCCACGUCUCUCCAAGUCAUUGCCUUUUUCUUUUUCUCUUUUUUCUCUCUCUUUGUAGUUUUCGGGGUUAAUGAGCUCUUCUGGGUCUUUGAGAAGAAACUGAGAGAAAGAAAGGAAAAAGAAAAUGAGAUCAUUCGCUUCAUUUCAGUUACUGAGUCUGAUAUGUGGAGUUCUUUUUGUCGUUUGUGAAGGAUUUGCAUCUAAAGAAGUUUCGGUUCUUACAAUCUUUAAGGAAGCUAUAUAUGAAGACCCACAUCUGGUUUUGUCUGAUUGGAAUGCUCUAGAUGCGGAUCCUUGUGAUUGGAAUGGCAUUUCUUGCAAUGGGGGUCGAGACCAUGUAAUAAAGAUUAACAUUUCUGGGGCAUCUAUAAGGGGAUUUCUUGCGCCAGAAUUGGGACAACUCAGUUUCUUGCAAGAACUAGUUUUGCAUGGAAACAAGCUGCUUGGAGUCAUUCCUAAGGAAGUGAGCUUGUUAAAGAACCUCAAGGUCUUGGAUUUGGGGAUGAAUGAACUCACGGGUCCGAUUCCUCUCGAGAUUGGGAACUUAUCCAGUGUCGAGAAAAUAAACCUUGAGUCCAAUGGGUUGACCGGCCGUCUACCUCCUGAGCUUGGGAACUUGAAAAACCUCGAGGAGCUUCGGUUGGACAGAAAUAGGCUUCAAGGAACUGUUCCUGCUGGUUCCAAUGCUGAUUAUCCGUCGAGCAUGCAUGGAAUGAUUGCACCAAGCUCAAACGAGACAGGUUUCUGCCGUAAGUUGAAAGUGGGGGAUUUCUCGUACAACUUCUUUGUUGGCAGUAUACCUAAGUGCUUGCAGUAUCUUCCAAACACAAGUUUUCAAGGGAACUGUCUCCAGCAUAAAGAUAUAAAACAGCGCCCUAAAAAGCAAUGUGAUGGUACUUCUCUUAUCAAAGCUCACCCAGAAGCGGACAACUUGAAACACCGGUCGCCUGAAUCCGGACCCAAGCAUCAGCAAGCAUCAAAACCUACCUGGCUUCUGGCGCUAGAAGUAGGAACAGGAGUCAUGGUGGGUUCUGUCUUUCUUGUCGCUCUUCUCACGGCUUUCCAAAGAUGCAAUAGCAAAUCCUCUAUUAUAAUUCCCUGGAAAAAAUCACCCAGUGAGAAGGACAAUGUUGUGGUAUACGUAGAUUCUGAGUUACUGAAAGAUGUAGUUAGAUUCAGCAGACAAGAGCUUGAAGUAGCCUGUGAAGACUUCAGCAACAUAAUUGGUUCCUCACCAGAUAGUUUGGUCUACAAAGGCAACAUGAGAGGUGGACCCGAAAUUGCUGUGAUAUCCCUGUGCAUUAAAGAAGAGAAUUGGACAGGCUUUCUUGAGCUCUAUUAUCAGAGAGAGGUAGCGGAUUUGGCAAGACUAAAUCACGAGAAUACAGGGAAAUUGCUCGGUUAUUGCACGGAGAGCAGUCCCUUUACAAGGAUGCUGGUUUUUGAAUAUGCAUCCAAUGGAACACUAUAUGAGCACCUUCAUUAUGGUGAAGGAUGCCAAUUAUCUUGGACGCGGCGGAUGAAAAUCGGGAUAGGCAUUGCUCGAGGAUUGAAGUAUCUUCACUCGGAACUCGAGCCACCAUUUACCAUAUCAGAGUUGAAUUCUAGUGCUGUAUACCUUACAGAAGAUUUUUCCCCCAAGCUCGUUGACUUCGAAAGCUGGAAGGCAAUUCUUGCAAGGUCGGAAAAGAAUUCAGGAUCUAUUGGCAGCCAAGGUGACAUUUGCCUUCUUCCGAAUUCUCUGGAAGCGCGCCACCUGGACAUUCAAGGCAAUGUUUACGCGUUUGGUGUUCUCUUGUUGGAAAUAAUCAGUGGGAGACCUCCAUACUGCAAGGACAAAGGUGGCUUGGUAGAUUGGGCCAAGGAAUACCUUGAGCUGCCAGAAAUGAUGCCUUAUGUGGUGGAUCCUGAAUUGAAGCAUUUCGGAUAUGACGAUCUCAAGGUCAUAUGUGAGGUCGUGAAUCUUUGCAUAGAUCCAGAUGCAACCAAGCGGCCACGGAUGGAGGUUUUGUGCUACAUGCUGGAGAGCCGAAUUGACACGACAAUCUCGGUUGAGCUUAAGGCGUCUUCGUUGGCAUGGGCUGAGCUCGCACUUUCAUCGUGAUGAAAGUUGAAGAAGCUAACACACUGUAAAGCAGAGAAUUAUACAAUUUUUUUUACUACUUUCUUUACCUGGUCCAGUUCCAAGUUACCCUUUUUCUUUUUUUAUAUUUGUAAAUGCUUUGCGUUGUAGAGAAGAGUUGAAGAGUUUCAUGCACGACAA